GCUGUGCUGGAUUGAGGCUGUCUGGCUUGAUGCGCCUCAUAAUCACAACAACACCGUCCAGAGAUGGCGACGCUGUCAUCUCCCCUGCGAGUCUGCCGAGGAAUACUCAAAGAACUGCGUGCCAUCCAAGGACCAAGUUACAAAGAGUCACUGGCCUACAGCUAUGUCAUGGACCAGUUUCGUAAAAAUAAGGUAACAGGAGAAAGGUACUGCCGCGCUCAGCAGGAGGCACACCAUGACUCACACACAUACCUGUGUUUGCUGGAGUCCACUCGGAACCACCUGUACCUGCACAACCUGUACCACAGCAAGGGAGAGCGCAGCCCAGAUGAAGCGGCGGGUCUUGUGGGGCUCAGGAUGCCCACCCAGCCAGGAGGUAAAGGCUGGGAGAAAUGAGGACAGGGGAAGAAAAUCUUAACCCUUAUCCAGAAAUGACUUGUCUGCGGCUGAUUCAUCGGGUCUCAUACACUUCACCUCAUGUAAACUCCCAAGGGAUAAAAAAAAAUAAAUAAAUUCGACUGGAGUCUGGCAGGCUGGAUUGUGCCAUCGUGGACUGUUAUGAGGGAACUCGACUUAUUCCUGUUUUCAUUGUUCUACCAAUGUUCAGAGCGAGGAAUCUUUUCUGAUCCGAGAGUGUUUGAAGCAACUGUGAAGCGAUAAUUAAAAAUCUGUUGUUCAGCUGUGAAUAUACUGUACCCUGCAGCUUAGCCACACCUGUUUUUGUUUGUUUCUUGUCAUUUUUUUUCCUGUUAGAAGGCAAAUGCAAUCAUUAAAAAGGACUGUACUUGUACAUUUUCAUUUUGAUCCAUUUGUCCUAUUAAAAAUAUUAGUCACUGCUG
This is a messenger RNA of Acanthopagrus latus (yellowfin seabream), 839 nucleotides long. RefSeq names its product formation of mitochondrial complex V assembly factor 1 homolog (gene fmc1). Lineage: Eukaryota; Metazoa; Chordata; Actinopteri; Spariformes; Sparidae. Bases 64 to 396 code for a protein of 110 amino acids. The record is from RefSeq and is a predicted model, not a curated record. The transcript is spliced from 2 exons. Gene Ontology annotation, cellular component: mitochondrion.